CAAAUAUACAGUGCAGCUAAAUUCCAAAAUCACAACCUGUGAAAUAUUUGGCUGAAGGCAUCACAAGUACCGACAUGCUGCAUUUAUGUAACACCACUUCAGGCGUGCAGCAGCAGUGAAAUACUGUAUGUAUACUUUGUAGACAAUAGAAAUGGGUGAUGGGAGGUAUUUCUAUGCAAGUCGAAGUAAGAGUAGGAUUGGGAACAGGAUAAAUCUCACACAGUAUCCCUGUUUCAGCUUACUGAGGACCUCUCCACCAUGUUGUACAGGAAAGUCAUGCUGAUCUCUCCGGUUCUGCUGCUGCUGCUGCAACUGUUAUUGGUGGAGAACUGCUGGGCGCUGUCAUGCCUUCCUUGUGAUCCUAGCCAAUGCCCAGAGGUUGAGUGUGUAGGGAGAAAAGUGCGGGGUACCUGUGGGUGCUGCCUCAUGUGUGCGAAACAGAAAGGCGAAACAUGUGGUGGAGUCUACAAUUUAGAGGGCCGAUGCGACCAGGGGCUAAAAUGUGUGGUGGAAACCUCCUACCAGCUCAACAGCAUAGGAGUGUGUGAAGAUAUGAAACUGAUAGAUGAUGAAGAGUUUAUGGCGUGGCUGAAGGCCAGGCUGGAGCGCAGGGGAGGAAAACGUGGUGUGCGCUCUGCUCUCACCAAACAACCUACCCCAAGAGGAAACUGAAUGCAGAGAAACAGCCUUAUAAACAACUUUAUACAUUAAAGCAACAAUACUAAUGUUUUUUUUCUAGGGUUGUCAGUUAACAAUGAUUUACUUGUUUUUUUUUAUCAGUUUCUCUAUUGUGUAGACAAUUUGAUUCAUUCUAUCAGGAUUAGUAUUCAUGUAGUCUCUCACUAAAUGUAUUUAGUGUAACUUUUCCAACACCUGUCCUAUUAUUGUACAUUUGUAUAAUUGUCUAUGGCUCUGUCGACACUGUUGACCAAGCUGUACCUGUAUGAUUUUCUGUCUGUUCGAGAAUAAAGUCGCAAUCUGAACAUUCA
Messenger RNA from Astyanax mexicanus (Mexican tetra), 989 nucleotides. Its product is annotated as cysteine-rich motor neuron 1 protein-like. The coding region runs from base 259 to 672 and encodes 137 amino acids. The record is from RefSeq and is a predicted model, not a curated record. Gene Ontology annotation, biological process: regulation of cell growth; regulation of signal transduction. Gene Ontology annotation, cellular component: extracellular region. Lineage: Eukaryota; Metazoa; Chordata; Actinopteri; Characiformes; Acestrorhamphidae. The transcript is spliced from 3 exons. Gene Ontology annotation, molecular function: insulin-like growth factor binding.